Messenger RNA from Aspergillus bombycis, 1389 nucleotides. RefSeq names its product MCT family MFS transporter. The record is from RefSeq and is a predicted model, not a curated record. Lineage: Eukaryota; Fungi; Ascomycota; Eurotiomycetes; Eurotiales; Aspergillaceae. The coding region runs from base 1 to 1389 and encodes 462 amino acids. Gene Ontology annotation, cellular component: fungal-type vacuole membrane. The transcript has 2 exons. Gene Ontology annotation, biological process: transmembrane transport. Gene Ontology annotation, molecular function: transmembrane transporter activity.
AUGGCGCCAAUCUUAGAACACAGUUCGUCCCUGAUGGAUGUUUCGCAUACAAUCAAUGAAAAACAGGAGACGCUCACCGAUAGCAAUCUAUAUCCUCCUUCUAAGGUCACUUAUCCAGAGGGUGGUUGUGAUGCCUGGUUGGUGGUGCUGGGUGCAUGGUGUGGUUUAACCGCAUCGCUAGGGAUCUACAACACAGCCGGUGUGUUCGAGGUCGUUGUCUCCAAAGUACUCUUGCCGGAAUACUCUCAAUCGAUUAUUGGCUGGAUAUUCUCAGGCUACGCCUUCGUGAACUGGGUCUGUGGGGUGCAAGUUGGACCGACCUUUGAUGUAAUGGGUCCACGUCCUCUGAUCAUUGCAGGGACAGUUUGCACGCUCAUCGGUAUUUUCGCGCUCAGCGUUUGUACAGAAUACUACCAGAUCUUUUUGUCAUUCUCCAUCCUAACGGGCAUCGGUUCAUCCCUUCUCCUCACCCCAUCAAUAGGAUGCGUUGCUCAUUGGUUCAUGGAACGCCGCGGUCUUGCCAGCGGCAUAGCAUUUAUCGGGGCCAGUUUCGGCGGUGUUGUCUUUCCUCUGAUGAUACAAGCACUCCUCCCUCAAGUCGGCUGGGGAUGGUCGAUUCGUAUUCUCGCAUUUGUACUGCUCGCGCUUUGCACUAUCAGCGUAACAUUCUGCCGAAGCAGGGUUCCACCGCGCAACGGAGCAGAAACCACGUGGCGGGAUACAUUGCCAGACCCUCGAAUCUUCAUGGACGGCACAGGCGUCAUGGCAGUCACGACUGCGGGACUGGUCUUGACAGAUCUGGCCUACUUCAUACCUAUCACGUACACGCCCAGCUACUACAUCGAUCGACAGCACCUGCCUCAAGAAGAGGCCUUGACGGGAUCAGCGGCGUUCGCAUAUCAGCUGCUCGCCAUCCUCAAUGCUUCUUCGUGUGUUGGGCGGUAUGUGGCGGGGGACUUGGCUGAUCGAUUCGGCCGGUACAAUACCAUGAUUGUCUCGUUGUUCCUCUGCACAGUCUCCGUUCUGUGCUUUUGGCUACCAGAUAUCGUCCUAUCGGAUCUAGAUAGCCCGGCACUCCUGAUUGCCUUUAUAAUACUAUUCGGGCUCUGUAGCGGUUCAAACACUAGUCUGACCCCGAUCUGUCUCGGCCAGCUUUGCGAAACACACGACUAUGGCCGAUACUACGCGAGCUGCUUCACGGUAGUGUCCUUUGGGGUGUUGGCAAGUAUCCCUAUCGCAGGGAGCCUUCUGAAUGCGGUGGAGGCUACCGGGAAAGAAAAAUACUGGGGCACCGCACUUUUCGCGGGACUCAGCUAUGUGGCGGCUUCGCUGUGUUUUCUCUGGGUCAGGAUCAAAGUAAAAGGGUGGGAUUGGAGGAUCAAGUGGUAG